This is a messenger RNA of Emiliania huxleyi CCMP1516, 654 nucleotides long. RefSeq lists its product as hypothetical. The record is from RefSeq and is a predicted model, not a curated record. Bases 1 to 654 code for a protein of 217 amino acids. Gene Ontology annotation, molecular function: protein binding. NCBI's taxonomy places the organism in Eukaryota, Haptophyta, Isochrysidales, Noelaerhabdaceae. The transcript is spliced from 2 exons.
AUGGCGUUCUCAGUUUGUAGCAUCCGCACCGUCGAAGAGGAUUCUGAACCUGCCGAGGAGAGCGAAGCUGCCGAGGAGAGCGAAGCUGCCGAGGAGAGCGAAGCUGCCGAGGAGAGCGAAGUUGCCGAGGAGAGCGAAGUUGCCGAGGAGAGUGAGGGCACAAUCACUCGCGCGGAGGCCGCCGAGGGCUCGGAUCUGCUCGAGGCUACCGAGUUCACGGGAGAAAUGCAAGCACUCCCGCGAGAGCUGCUCGUGCAUAUUCUCGGGCAGCACUGCGCCUGCCGCGACCUGUCUGCGCUCGCUGUGUGCCGCGAGUGGCGCUUUGUCGCUCAGGAUGUGUACGAGGCGCACGCGCGGCGGCGGUACCCUCCCGCCACGAUUGCCGCGGCGCAGCGAAGCGGCAGCUUUUUACCCGGCAACCUGAAGAGGGGCUGGCGUGCGCUGCUCGCAAGCGACAACGCGGCAGGCGGACUUGCAGAGUGUUGUUUCAUCGAGGUUGUCGUCGACGCGUACGGGGAGCGCGACCUGCGGCCCGCAGAGAGCACCGCGCUCGUCGUCUCCGUCCCCGCCGUCGCCCGCCGCCGCGCGUACCUUGGUCACGGCCAGGUCCUCACCACGGGCUACCACAUCGCACGCCCGAAGCGGCGAGACUAG